AUGGCUGACGAAGCUAGAAGCACCGAAGAGCAACCGAACGCUGAGGAACUACUGGUUGAAAGAGCGAAACGGAAGCGGCGGACAAUACGGAGUUCCACAACGAAGGUGCUGAACCAGAUUGACGGUGAAGUAUCAAAGGAAGACCCGGACAUUAACCGUGUGCGAGAGAUGUUAGCCGUGUUGUCGGCGAAAGAGGACAGUUUGCGCGAGCUGGACCGCAUAGCGGAGGAAUACACGCCGCUGGACGCCAUGGAUGCGGAGAUUGAACUCGCAGAGGAAUACAGAGACCGUAUCAUCGAGAUGAAGGCGCGGGCUCACCAAGUAAUCCGUGCACAGGAGACUGUGAGUAAAGAGGACCCCCGACCUGCUCGGCUAAGUGACGUUAGCGCAAGCACCGCUGGCUCUCAGCGCAGCAACCCGACCGUACGACUGCCGAAACUUAUGAUUGAGAAAUUCAACGGAGACGUAAGUUUAUGGCAGGAGUUUUGGAGUCAGUAUGAGACUGCUAUUCACAACAAUGAGGCUCUCUGCAGUAAAGAAAAGUUUACCUACCUGAAAACUUACCUCACUGGAACGGCUGCAAAGGCAGUAGCAGGGCUCACACUGACAGACAGUAACUAUAAUGCUGCAGUUGAUAUACUUCAAAGCAGAUUCGGAAGGAAGGAUCUUAUUGUAAAUGCCCACAUGUCAAAGCUUUUGAAUCUCACUCCUGUAAAGAAGUCAUCCGAUGUCAGUGCGCUGAGGCAGUUAUAUGAUGACUGUGAAAUUCAAAUCAGAAGCCUAGAGUCACUGGGAGUAGUAUCAGACACGUAUGGAGGCAUGUUAUGUCCAAUAAUCCUCCAAAUGCUGCCAGAGGACAUGGCUCUUGAAUACAGCCGACAGAGAGGAGAACAGGAUGAGUGGAAGGUGCCAGAUGUGCUAAAGUUUCUGCAGAGAGAGGUAAACAGCCGAGAGAGAGCUUUACAAAUGACCAGAUCAUACAACCAGAGAGAGAAUCAGUCUGCUCACAAAACAUGCAGCAAAUCAUAUUCAACCUGUGAUGUGAAACUAAGGAAACCAAGCAUGACAUCUGCAGCUACACUACACGCUGCCAAUGAGAAGACACAAAACUGCCUGUUCUGUGAGCGUGCUGAACACAAAUCUGAAAGCUGCCCAGACCACCAGGUGGCAGCACGUAAAGAAAGGCUGAAGAAACUUGGCAGGUGUUUUAUCUGUUUGGGACCCAAACACAUUGCAAGGUUCUGCAGGUUAAAGGGCAUGUCAUGUGCCACAUGUGGAGGCAGGCAUCAUGUGGCCAUCUGUGAGAAAAAUGAGGCUUCCCCGCCUGUUGUUUCUGCCAACAUGGACACUGUCAUUUCCUCUGUAAUUCCCCAAACAAAAAGGGGCAAAACUGAAACUGAGAACACUGUGCUGCUACAAACCGCCAAGGCAUGGGUGGUAGGUCCCACAAGCAGGAACAUUGUUCGCUGCUUGCUGGAUGGAGGCAGCCAGGGAAGCUUUGUGCAUGAAAAUGUGGUGAGGGCGCUGCAGCUACCUAUUACCAGACAAGGGACGCUUACCCUCCACACAUUUGGCUCCACUGCUCCCACAACGGUGAAGCGUAACAUAGUGAAGCUCAGCUUGGAAAAUGUUUGGGAUGGACAGCAAAGAAUUGAAAUAGAAGCAGUUGUGACCCCCAAUGUGUGUACAGCAUUGAUGAAAGUUCCUGGUGAACACAUUCAGAACGAAAUGAGAAGAAAAGGGCUUCAACUCGCAGACUUCGCUGGUGGAGGUGAUGAAACUGAACUUUCUGUGCUAAUUGGCUCAGAUUACUACUGGCAGAUCGUAUCAGGCCGAGUAGAAAGACUGACAGAGAGCCUGGUGGCGCUUGAGAGCACCUUUGGAUGGGCAGUACAGGGCCCAGUGGCCAUGUCCAGCAUAACAGAGACAACAUGCAUGCAUAUUCAGCUCAGCAAGGAUGCACAGAUGGACAAACAGCUGCAUGCAUUUUGGGAGCUUGAGUCCCUGGGUAUCACAAGCGAGAAAUCUGAGAAUCCAGAUGAUGUGGAAGCAUUGCAGCGGUUUGAAGAAACCUCCAUCUUUAAGGAUGGGCGUUAUCAAGUGGAGUUGCCAUGGCGACAGACUCAUCCUCCACUUCAAGACAAUUACCGCAUUGCAAAAAGGCGUCUUGAGAGUUUGAAAAGGAAACUACAAAGGGAUGUUACGCUCUACAGCAGAUACAAUGAUGUGGUGGAGGACUACUUAACACAAGGAAUGGCUGAAGAUGUCCCUAAGGAGUGUACACCACCACCAAGCAGUCGGAUUUACUACUUACCCCACCAUGCUGUACUGAGGGAGGAUAAGGUGACAACGAAAUUGCGAGUUGUCUUUGAUGCUUCAUCCCACGAAGAUGGCAGUCCCUCACUAAAUGACUGUCUCUUAACAGGUCCCAAUUUGAAUCCAGAUCUGAUGAGUGUUUUGAUCAAGUUUAGACUGCAUGAAAUUGCAUACAUGGCAGACAUUAAGAAGGCAUUUUUACAGAUUUCACUCUCAGAAGUAGACAGGGACUCUGUAAGAUUUCUGUGGUUCACAGGCCCACCAACGGAGGAUAAUCUGCGUGUCCUCAGGAUGACAAGAGUGGUGUUUGGAGCUUCAUCCAGCCCAUUUUUACUGGCUGCCACCAUUAGGAAGCACCUGAGACAAUAUGAGGGUAAACACCCAGAAGUGAUAGACAUUGUCCGUUCCUCACUUUAUGUGGAUGACUUUAUCUCAAGUGCAAAGGAGGUGGCAGAAGCUCAGGCAGUGACAACAACAGUCAAAAAUAUUAUGUCUGCGGCAGGCAUGGAGCUGUGUAAAUGGAUGACGAACUCUCCUGAGCUUAGAGAAAAAUGGCAGGAGAUCUCGUUGGAUUGCACUGCACAGCCAGAAACACACGGGUCGGUCCUGAAGGUUCUAGGCCUGGUGUGGAGACCUGCCACUGAUGAUUUUGUGUUCGACCUCAGAGGGCUGCUUGACAUUCUGAAGGUGAGAGAAAACACUAAAAGAAGUGUUCUGCAGUCUUCCGCUCGCAUUUUUGACCCUCUUGGAUUCUUGACCCCUUUCACAAUCAGGAUAAAAUGUUUAUUCCAAGAGAUGUGGGAGAGGGGACUCAGAUGGGAUGAGGAGCUGCCGCCCGAUUUGACUAAGAAGUGGCAACAGUGGUGUUCGGAGCUCCCCCAACUGCACCAGCUGUCAAUCCCACGUUGGUAUAGAACACACACACAACAGCCAAAUGGUCAGGAUCUAAAGCUGCAUGUGUUUUGUGAUGCAAGUGAAAGGGCUUACAGUGCAGUUGCUUAUCUUCAGGGAGAAACGAGUGACGGAAAAGUGACCACAAGCCUCGUUGCAUCCAAGUCCAGAGUGGCUCCACUGAAAAGAAUGACGUUGCCACGGCUGGAGCUGAUGGGAGCUGUAAUAGCAGCCAGGCUGGGGAGCACCCUCAAGGAAACACUGCGGCUUGACAAGGCCCAGGUGAGACUAUGGACAGACUCAAUGAUAGUGCUACACUGGAUUCGCAGUUCUGCUCACAAGUGGAAACAGUUUGUAGCAAAUCGAGUGACAGAAAUUCAGACUCUAACAGAUCCACAGUCAUGGUCUCACUGUAAGGGAAAAACAAAUCCAGCUGACCUUCCCACUAGAGGUCUAACAGUACAGGACUUGAAGCAGAGCACACUGUGGUGGAAUGGUCCUUGUGCUUUGAUAUCACCUGAUCAGUUAGAGAGCAGUCAGGAAGACAUUCAGGAAGAUGAGGUAAAGUCUGAGCUGAGAUCCAAAUAUCAGCUUGUUGUACAACUUGUUAAUCAAGACACAAACUUCUUAAAACCUCCUUUGUGUCUAGAGAAGUACAGUAGACUGAAAACCGUGCUCCGAGUGACGGCUUGGAUGAAAAGGUUUAUCGCUAACGCCCGCUCAACUACAAAAAUGAGUGGUGAACUGACAGCAGAAGAGCUGCAUGAAGCAGGAAAAUAUUGGAUAAAGGUUAUUCAGAACCAGAGUUUCAGCUCCGAAAUUCAAUCGCUCAAAACAGGAAAAUGCACACAUGCAGACUCCAGAAUCCGACAGCUGAAACCCUUUCUGGACCAAGAUGAGCUGCUCAGUGUAGGAGGAAGGCUCCAGCAUUCCGACUUCUCUUACAGAGAAAAACACCCAUGGAUUUUGCCCAGCAAUCACAGAUAUACCGAAAUGCUGGUACAUUAUCAACAUGAGAAGGUAAUGCAUGCAGGGGUGCGAGACACUUUAGUGCAAACGAGAGAACAGUUUUGGAUUUUGAGAGCACGGCAAGUAGUUAAGAAGGUGGUGUCAAGAUGUGUAUUUUGCAAAAGGUUCAAAGCAAAGGCUGGGCAACAGACAACAGCACCGCUGCCCAAGGACAGAAUAACUGAGUCACCACCAUUUGAGAUCACAGGUGUGGACUUCGCAGGGCCACUCUAUGUGAAGACACAGAACUCCAUGACCAAGGCGUACAUAGCGCUGUUCACUUGCGCUGUAACCAGAGCUGUGCAUUUAGAACUGGUCUCAGACCUAUCAACAGAGAACUUUCUGCUGGCACUGAAAAGGUUUGUCUCAAGAAGAGGAUUAUGCAAGGUGAUCUAUUCAGAUAAUGCCAAAACAUUCAAGAGAGCUGAUCAGGAUCUGAAGGAACUCUGGAAAGGCAUCAAAGAUCCACAGCUACAAGAAUUUUUCUCAGAGAAGGGCAUCACCUGGCGGUUCAUCGCUGAAAGAGCAGCCUGGUGGGGGGGAUUCUGGGAAAGGCUUGUAAGGUCAGUCAAAGUAAUUCUUAGGAAGGUGCUUGGCAGAGCUAAACUUGGCUUUGAAGAAGUGUGCACCAUUCUAGCUGAAGCUGAAGCCAUAAUAAACUCGAGGCCACUCACUUACGUGCACAAUGACGUGGAUGAACCACAGCCGCUGACACCUUCUCACUUCUUGGUGGGUCAGAGACUGACUUGUUUACCCCCAAAGCCAUUUCCAGCUGAAACAAUCCAUCCAACAGCAAAUAAGGAGGAGAUGACACGGAGGUGGCGCUACAGGCAGAGACUUAUGACCAACUUCUGGAACAGAUGGCGAAAAGAAUAUUUACUGGACUUGAAGUCAGCCCAUCGCUGCGACUCCCAGCAGCCCUCUCUGCUGAAGGUGGGAGACGUUGUGCUAAUCGGAGAGGAUAAUCUACCAAGACAGAGCUGGAAAAUGGGGCGAAUUCAAGAACUCUUCCCAGGACGUGAUGGUCUUGUCAGGUCAUGUGCUGUUCGAACAUGUUCAGGCGCCCUUCUGCGGAGACCAGUUCAGUUGCUGUAUUCUUUGGAAAUUUAGAUAAACUGUAGUUUAUCGGGGGGGAGGAUGUUGUGAAUUUAUUUGUUGAGGACUUAUUAUUUCAUAACCUUUGAAUGAUAAGUUAAUGAGUUAAAAAUAUAAGUUAACGUUAAUGUUGAUAACACAGUUCAUGUUUGAAACCGUGGUUAAAUUUGGGACUGCAUUUAUUUGUAGUUGUAUUGAAGUGGACUCUAUUACCCAGGAUG
Molecule: messenger RNA, 5531 nt
Organism: Cyprinodon tularosa
Lineage: Eukaryota; Metazoa; Chordata; Actinopteri; Cyprinodontiformes; Cyprinodontidae
Exons: 1
Coding region: 1-5325 (1774 amino acids)
Biological process (GO): DNA integration
Molecular function (GO): zinc ion binding; nucleic acid binding
Source: RefSeq, a predicted model, not a curated record